Arctia plantaginis is the source of this 3045-nucleotide messenger RNA. The record is from the annotation of a GenBank genome assembly. NCBI's taxonomy places the organism in Eukaryota, Metazoa, Arthropoda, Insecta, Lepidoptera, Erebidae.
AUGUCGGAAACACUGCCGAGUAACAAAAAACAAGUUCCAAGGCAACUGCGUGAACGCAAGCAACGCAAGCUAUAUUCUGAUGAGUGGGCCUUGGGAGACGAUGAGGCAGAGGGUGGACGGGGGUUUUCUCUUGCUGACAAACUGGAGAGCCCUCGGUUUGAACAUUCUGGUGCUGUCUUGGAAAUGCAUGGUACGGAUCUAACUGUAUCAUACCUACAGAAAAAUGGUUUCACAACACCGCUCCUAUUUAAGGAGAAAACUGGAUUAGGACUUCGGGUGCCGACGAGCAACUUCACAGUGAACGACGUGCGCAUGUGCGUCGGUUCGCGCCGAUUGCUCGACGUCAUGGACGUGAACACACAAAAGAACAUCGAGAUGAACAUGAAGGAUUGGCAGCGCUACUAUGACGAUCCGAACAAGGAGCGUCUACUGAACGUGAUCUCAUUAGAGUUUUCACACACACGACUGGAGAACUACGUACAGGCACCGCGUAUCGUGCGCCUGAUCGACUGGGUCGACACUGUGUGGCCGAGGCAUUUGAAAGAUCAACAGACUGAGUCAACAAAUGCUUUGGACGACAUGAUGUAUCCAAAAGUGCAGAAAUACUGUCUUAUGUCAGUUAAGGGCUGUUAUACAGAUUUUCACAUUGACUUUGGAGGCACUUCUGUGUGGUAUCAUAUUUUAAGAGGUGCAAAAGUAUUCUGGCUUAUACCACCGACGGAGAAAAAUUUACAGCUGUAUGAAAAAUGGGUGCUGUCUGGCAAACAGUCAGAUGUAUUUUUUGGAGACACAGUAGAAAAAUGCAUCAGAGUUCAUUUACAAGCCAGCCACACAUUCUUCAUCCCAACCGGGUGGAUUCAUGCUGUUUACACACCAAGCGAUUCUUUGGUUUUUGGUGGCAAUUUUCUACACCAGUUUGGUAUUGAAAAACAACUUAAAAUUGCCCAAGUCGAAGAUGUUACAAAGGUGCCACAAAAAUUUCGUUACCCGUUCUUCACGGAGAUGCUGUGGUACGUGCUUGAUAGAUACGUGUCCGCGCUGUUGGGUCGAUCGCAUCUCUCCACGGAUGGACAGACAACACUCACAGCACCUAAAGAACAUAUACAUCUCACACAGAACGAGCUGCACGGGUUAAAGGCUAUAGUAAUGUAUCUACAUCAGUUACCGGCAGCUCGUAAAUCAGUGCCCGAAUUACUGUCAGAUCCUAUCGCAUUAGUCAAAGACGUGCGCACAUUGGUCGAACAACACAGGCAUGAUAAACAACAACUAGCGAUCACUGGCGUGCCAGUACUCAAAGGGCCGGACGACGUGGUGUCGGCGGAGCGGCGCGGCUCGAGCGGGCGCGGAGCACGUGGCGGCCUUCACCGCGGCGGGCCGGCGCGCCCCCGCCCCGACCACGCCAACAACGCGCCGCGCAGGAGGCGCACGCGGUGCAAGAAGUGUGAAGCUUGCCAACGUACAGAUUGUGGCGAGUGCGUUUUCUGUCACGACAUGGUCAAGUUUGGCGGCUUGGGCCGCGCUAAACAAACCUGCGUCAUGCGACAAUGCUUACAGCCAAUGUUGCCGGUGACAGCAUCUUGCGCGGUAUGCCACCUAGACGGCUGGAUGCAGACACCCGUUGCCCCACAAGCCAAAGGAAAUAACGGUCGGAACGGUCCCUCCUCUCUUCGGGAGUGUUCGGUGUGCUAUAGUAUUGUGCACCCUGCUUGUGUACCACCUGGGGGCCAAAUCAACGAGGAUUUACCCAACUCGUGGGAAUGCCCUACGUGCACCACUAUGGGACUCAACCAUGAUUACAAGCCCCGUCACUUCAGGGCACGCCAAAAGUCGUCAGACCUCAGGCGGAUGAGUGUGGGUUCAGACGUCAGUCAGGUUAAUCAGCACCAGCACCAUAAUUUACAGAAUAAGUUACCUCCACCACCACCACCAGCGCCAAUGAAAACAGAAACCAGCUCUGAUGGUGAAGGCAAGAGUGAAAUUCCACAUAUCAAAUCUGAAGAUGAAAUAAAACGCGAAGAAGAAAGUGGUGCUUGCGUUGGCGAAGGCGAAGGUUGGGAACCACCACUAAAGAAACGACGCGCGAGUGAUGAGGAUGAGGCACCUAAGAAACAGGCACUAAGGGCACAUCUUGCACUACAGCUUACUCACCAUUCGACCAAGAUAAUGAAGAAGCCGAUAUACCCUAUCCGUCCGGCGGCGGGUCUGGGUGUGGGCUACAACGCGGCGGGCGCGGCGUGGCUGGACCGCUCGGCCAUGCUGUGCGUGUUCGCCAAGCUCACGCCGCACGAGCUCGCAACCUGCGCGCUCGUCUGCAAGGCCUGGGCUGAGUAUUCCAUGGACCCGUCGCUGUGGCGCAGCAUGUCAUUCGUGCAGGUGCGCGUGUCGGCCGCGCAGCUCGCCGGCAUCGCGCGCCGCCAGCCGCUGUCGCUCGGCCUCGAGUGGUGCCACCUCGCUAGGAGGCAGCUCGCCUGGUUGCUAGCUCGCCUCCCAGCCCUUCGCUCGCUGUCCCUGGCGGGCUCUCCGGCGGAGGCGGCGCUGGCCCUGCGCUCGGCGGCGUGUCCCCCGCUGCACGCGCUGGACUUGUCCUUUGCGCGCGCGCUGGACGACGCCAAGCUGCGCGGCAUCCUCGCCCCGCCCGAGUCGUCGCGCCCGGGCGGCGGGAACGUCACCGGCGCAGAGCCCAGCCGCCUCGCCGCACUGCACACUUUAAGGCUGCCCGGCACUGACAUCACCGACGUUGCCAUGAGAUAUGUUGUCCAGGCGCUACCGAAGCUGGUGGAGCUGGACGCGUCGUCGUGCGCGCGGCUGACGGACGCGGGCGCGGCGCAGCUGGCGCACCACGGCCUGCAGCGCCUGUCGCUGGCCGGCUGUCGCCUGCUCACCGAGGCCGCGCUCGACCACCUGGCGCGCUGCCCCAACCUCGUCAGGUUGGAUCUGCGACACGUGCCUUUGGUGUCAACACAAGCAGUCAUCAAAUUCGCCGCUAAGUCUAAGCACAACUUGCACGUAAAAGAUGUGAAGCUUGUCGAAUUGAGGAAUACCUGA